Molecule: messenger RNA, 3186 nt
Organism: Suillus bovinus
Lineage: Eukaryota; Fungi; Basidiomycota; Agaricomycetes; Boletales; Suillaceae
Product: RNA dependent RNA polymerase-domain-containing protein
Exons: 14
Coding region: 1-3186 (1061 amino acids)
Biological process (GO): siRNA processing
Cellular component (GO): nuclear RNA-directed RNA polymerase complex
Molecular function (GO): RNA-directed RNA polymerase activity
Source: RefSeq, a predicted model, not a curated record
AUGUCGAGAGGUAUGCUACAGGCUUAUUACCGCGAGUUACAAGAGGAGAUUUUAGUGGACGACGAAUGGGAAUUCACAGAAGAGGAUGAUUCUGCCUUCAUUCCUGUUAUUCCACUGCCAGUAGAAAGGAGUGCUUCAAGCGACUCGAUCUCGUCAACACAAUCAUCCAUCUACUCCGGUCUGGAAGACCUGAGUGAUAUGAUGUGCAAUAUGCCGGAACAUGGCAACGCCGCCCAACCCCUUUCAGCUAUGUCUGUUGGUUCAUCUGAUUCAGCGGAAUCCCCUUCGCCUUCGAGCAGUUGGUCAUCUGUCCUAGGUAAACGAAAAAACGAGGAACCUCCUGACAAUUCUUUGUCUUCACGCAAGAGUGCAAGAAUCAGCGAUGCCAAUAUCAAAAUCCAUUCAAUCGCUCACGAUCGAAAUCUGCAAGCUUAUUUUGACAAUAAAAACAUACCCUUUGGGGUACAGUGGCUGAUCGCCAAAAUGGUCAGUUACGAUGUUCUUGCCUACGGGGACAUCAAUAUUCCCGACUUGGAUAAGCUCCGUGGCACAAAUCAAGAAGCUACCCCACGUGUGGCUCAGGUGUUUGCAGGCCAGAAUUCCAAGGGUGAAGCAGAAGAAGGAUUUUUCGUUAAGGAAAAGGCAGUUUUGUCGCCUUGGAAAGAGCUUGACCGAGAGCACGAACUCGCUCUUGCAAUGGGUAAAGGUUUCGAUGGGUUCCAGCGACAGGCUGAUGGUUGGUAUGGAGGGAAAGUGCAUUUUGGUGCAACUUUGAAGGCUAUUGAUAAGACUGCAACACCUGAAUACCGCAUUCAGCUCAAUCCGCCAGAGCUUGGGUCCUCGUCGAGACUGACCCGACAGUAUGGUUCCAAGAAUUUCUUACGCGUGAAGGUGCCGAAGAAUAUUCUAAACAGGCCUCAGCAUGGCCUAGUGGAGUUUUUUUCGCAACACUUUCUCCUCUGUGGUCUGGUUUAUCGGGCAUUUUAUGCGAGAGAUGGAAGUAUUUUUCUCGUGGCAACUAAUUCUUCGACGGAUUGUGGCCGACUUCCUUCUCAUGCUCACCCUCCUCCACCAUCUCUGGAGGAUUACCUUGACUGGCAUAACCCUGUACAUUAUAAUACGGCUCAGCUAUUAUUAUUGUUAUUGAUUAUGGUGAAGACUGACUUCUGCGCCAAAGACCCGGGGGGUCCGGACAUGACAGAUGGCUGCGGGUAUAUCAACAAAGUUGCUAUGAAAGCGUUACGUGAGCUCUUGCAAUGGGACACAACACCGACGGCAAUACAAUGUAGGAUCGCUGGCGCCAAGGGACUCCUAAUCCUACACCCUGAUUCAUCAGAAAAUUGUUCCGACGUCCCUCGGGUUUGGUUACGCGACUCACAAAUCAAAGUCGAGUAUCCUCAAACUCAAAAACUAUCACUUGGUCAUUUAACAAUUGAUGUGCUACGGUCGUCUCACAUGCGCUCUCCCUCCCGCCUUGGUGCUGAGACCAUAGUGAAUUUUGCCGAAAAUGGUGUUCCCCACUCAGUAUUUAUUGAUCUGAUGAAGGAAGGUUUAGAUGCUAUUGUCAACAGCUUGCUUGACUGGGAUGGACCAGAUGCUAUGUAUCGCCUAUGGCAAAGUGUCGCCAGAACUGGUUCCGUGGUUGGAGCCAGAUUAGCUCGUGAAACUGGAGGAGAGGCACGAUCAAGAGGUUUCGCCGUCAAAGACGACGAUAUUGAAGAUGAUGACGAAGACGAUCUGAAUGCGGUCAUCGAAAUUCCUCGCUCAAUCGCUUGGUGGGGUGAUGAGGUCUCGGGUUGCCCUUCUUCUCUUGAAGAGACGGUAAUGGUCAUGCUUGACUCUGGUUUCACUCCUCGCGAUUGCCCAGUCCUCGCUGAUAAGCUUCGCCAUGUUCUCAAGACGAUGGUUGACAACUUUGUGCAACGAUAUAAAAUCGAGGUGCCCAUGUCUUGUAUAGGAUGGAUUGUACCAGACCCUUCUGGAACAUUGGCUCCUGACGAAGUGCAAAUUCUCUCGAAGGAUUCGAAAUUUCUCUGUCCUGAUGGAACAGAGUCAAACGUUGUGUUGGGUGAUGUCCUGCUCACACGACAUCCUUGUAAACUGCCGACAGAUUCUCAGAAGGUCAGAGCUGUUGAAAAACCAGAGCUCAGGCGCUACACCGACGUGAUAGUGUGUUCUGUGCAGGGAACUCGCCGGUUUGCGGACCUUCUUGCUGGAGGCGAUUACGAUGGGGACAAGGCAAUUGCUAUUUGGCAGCCAUCCAUAGUGUCGCACUUCAAAAAUGCUGACCUCAAAUACUCUCAUCCGCCUGACGAUCUCUCAGAGAAUUUCCAUAAAAACACCUUACGAUCAUUUUUGUUAGGAGGAUUGCGCGACAUAUCGUCAGUCGGAAAGUACUCAAACUUACACGACGUGGCGGUGUACACCCUUGGAUACGCACAUAAAGAAACCAUUCGCCUGGCUUACAUGUUUUGCAAUAUUCUCGAUGGAGCGAAAAGUGGAUUAACCGUUUUACCGGAGGUCAUGAAGAGCGAUACAAAGCUCUACCACAAGCGCUCUCCAGAGUGGAAAGAAUGUGGAGAGGUAAUACCGGAAACCAACGAAAUCAACGCGCAGCGUCCCAGAGGCAUGGCAGAAUUUGUUAUGGAUGCGAUUAUGAGUCAUGCUCGGAACCACCGGGACUUGAAACUGCAACAGGUCGACAGCGCUUUUUCCAAACACCACUGUCACAGAGAUUCCUCUCUCGAGAAGCCGUGGCAGGAUGCCCAGUCAAGGGUGCGGCGUGUGAAGGACAGCAAUGAGCACGCUGCUUUGACAAUGGAAAUGGAACUCUCCAAGAUACGCGAACACGUCGAAAAGAUGCGUGAAGAGCACAGGAAGAAUGUCCGUCGUAGUUUCACUGGCCUUAAAAUUGAACGGCGACAGGAUGUUCUUCGCUCCCUCGCUCGUGAUUUCUCUGCUGCCCCUGACGUUUCAUCGUUUCUUUUCUUCUCAUCGGAGGAGGUGGCAAGGCUCAAGGCUUCCUACGCAUAUGUCCAAGAAAGCCAAAACACCGCUGGCCAAUUCCCCUGGGACGUUGCUAUGCGAGAGCUUGGGAUGAUCAAAGCGAGGAGCCUUGGUCCGUCGAAAACAGUCGCGCUCGGUUUCUAUGAGAGAUUUGUAUUGACGCGAGCAGCCUUUAAUUGA